UUGCCCAGCCCCCGACCGAACAGUUCCCCUCUGUUCCUCCGCGUCGCCGUCCUUCCUCCUCUCGAUGCGGCGGCGUUACUCCCUCCUCGAUGCGCUGUCGAUCCGCGACAUGAUGCUGCGGGACUGCUUCUCCGCCGGUAUGGUCCAACCCCCUCCCCUCUACACUUCCUCCAUAGCCCCUAACGGAACGGAAGAGGCACCCAGCCAGUCUAUCGAGGGGAUGGCAAAGGCGCAUGGCGCGGCGGCGGCUCUAUCCCCCGACGGCGGGUACACGUCGGACACGCACGACGAGGGCCGGCCGCAAGAAAAAGAAGGAGAUGGCAGACGAUUCGCCGCCACCGACCAAGGUCCCAAACCAGUGGGUCGCCACAACUCCCUGAGCGACCGCGUCAGCGAGUGGGUUAGUAGCAUUGACAGCGAAAGCCUCUGCAUCGCCGAGGAGGAGGACGUCGCUGUCGACGACCAGAGCAAGGACCUCACGGACUACGUAGCCCGCCCGCGUCCCAUCGUGGCCGGGGAGGAGUCAGGUAGGAGUGUAGAAAAGGGCAAGCAGGUACAAUGAUUCACCACUCCUGUUCUUCUCCAUCUUGCAAUUGAAGAUUCAGGAGGCCAGGAAGGCCACAAGUGAGGCAUCCAGCUCGACUUCGCCAUGCGGGUGCGCUGCACAUUCCACCCAUCGCCGGCAAAUCAUUCGUCAGCUGGGAAGGUGAGCAAGCAGGUAAUGCCUUGCGCUUUCUGUUGUUCAUUUUCCAUUUCAUUUCUUGAUCAGCGUUCGCGUCACCACUUCAGAAUGCUGUUAUCUGAAGCUUAUCUUGUUUUCUUUGACUCAAAUAUUAUUGUGAGUACGCCAUUAUAUUAUUUGUUAGAUUUUUUAUCGAUCUUGUUAUCUGAAGCUUAUCUUGUCACCACUUCAGAAUGCUGUUAUCUGAUACUUUUCGAGACAAAAUGACUCGUGUCUGAAACUUAUGAUCUCUCCAGUGUACUUACAUUUUGGUAGCAUGUGCACUUCAUAAUUAUAUUAGUAGAAGCACUGCUUAUAUUAGCAAUUUAUUAGUACAUACUCUCCAAUUCACCACGCCUGCACAUUUUGACCGGUGUACCCUGAUAAUUUAUUAGCUUUGUGAUCGAUCAACAUAUCGUUUAGAACCCAAAUGUACUGUUAUCUGAAGCUUAUUGUUUUAUCGGUGUAAUUCGCAUGCUGAUGAUUGUACUCUCCAGCUCUCCAGGCUUGAACAUUUUCGUCAGUGUAACCUGAUCAUUUCCUAGCUUCUUCAUAAUUGAUUAGACCAUCAGAUACUACAUUGCCAAUUUUUCGGUAAACUACUACAGUAUCAUUUUCCAAUUUCAGGUAUGAAUAUUGCUAAAUGUAAAAUUCUCUUGCGGGCGAGAAUAUGUGUUGUAAAAAUUUUAUGAAGUAUUUGUAGUGCCUAUUUUAUUUUCUCAAAUAUAUUAGUUUUUCCUCAAUA
Molecule: messenger RNA, 1466 nt
Organism: Triticum urartu
Lineage: Eukaryota; Viridiplantae; Streptophyta; Magnoliopsida; Poales; Poaceae
Source: RefSeq, a predicted model, not a curated record